Beauveria bassiana ARSEF 2860 is the source of this 1281-nucleotide messenger RNA. RefSeq lists its product as uncharacterized. The record is from RefSeq and is a predicted model, not a curated record. Lineage: Eukaryota; Fungi; Ascomycota; Sordariomycetes; Hypocreales; Cordycipitaceae. The coding region runs from base 1 to 1281 and encodes 426 amino acids. The transcript has 2 exons.
AUGGCUAGUCAAGUGCUGCCAGAACACUGGUCUGAGCUGAAUGCAGCGCGCAGACAACGGCACCUUUGCGUGGCGGACGUAAACAAGCUCAAGAGCUCCUGCGUCAAGGACUGCGGCAAGAAGCACGUCGCCGAGUGCAAGGAAUGCUACCGCAAAGUUCUCGAUCGCUUGAGGAAAAGAUAUAGCGAAAGCCAGGACAGGGAGUGGUUCUCGCAACGGCGGGCUUUUUUGCAGGAGCUCGAUGAUAUGUUCACGGACGCCAAGGACUACAACGGCAGUCUGCAGGCCAUUGAGGCGCACAUUGAAUCUGAGAAAGAGGCUUGGUACCGCUGGGUUCUACGGAGACACCCCGACUUUCUCGAGGUUGCCGAACACAAUGCGCCACUUGAAGAGAUGAGAGGAAUGCUUGGCGAUCCCGACCGAAGCCGGGAAGAGCUCGUGGCCAUGAUGUGGCAAGGUGUCGGGAAGCCAGAUGAUUGGUCCGAUAGAGUCGAUAAAUUUGCCGAAAAAGUCUCAGCGCUCAAGGACCAACCCGAAGAGCUCAAGAAGCUAUAUAUUCUCGAGUUUUUCAAGGACGAAAAGCAAGACCGCGUCCUCGACUACGCCCAGCCAUAUCUAGAUCAAUACCAAGCGUCCGAUAGGAUGACGUUGGAGCAAAUAGUCGGUCGAAUUGUCGAUGAUAAUCAUCGCAGCAAGAGCUCGCAAAGCCAGAGAGACACACACGCCAGUCGUCUAGACGAGCUACGCAGAGCAAAGACGGCCUUUGAGCAGAAGAGGAAGGAGUCUAAGGCGCUCCUUCGGGAAGCUCAGGCUAAGUCAGUGCUCUACGACCUACCUCCGUGCGCGGCAUGUCAGCGGACAGUUUUGACAGAUGAGAUCUUUUCAUGCUCUCUUUGCCAGGCAAUCUUGCAAAUGGGUGGAAACAGCAAACUGACAGUUUACUGCUCGGAAGAGUGCUAUCGAAAGGGACAGGAAGAGCACAUUGGGAAGCAGCACGACUGCAGCGCUGGCGAGCAGUGUGUUCAGCUCACAGACGAGGAUACGAUGAUGACUGAUAAUUCGACGCAAGCUGUGCUGUGCAAGAAAUGCAUCGACGACAAGCGUGCUACAGUAUACUGCUCGGAACGAUGCGCUUCGGAAAGACUGGCAGCGCAUAUGAAGGAGGCGCACGGCACUAGUUCAGUGACAGAUGCCAAGUCUGCUGCCGUGCCCAUCUCUGAGGUAGUCGGGCCGGCUUUGGAAAGGGAGAAUCCUACGCUCAAGAUCGAGCUGCUUUCAUAA